Molecule: messenger RNA, 285 nt
Organism: Dracunculus medinensis (Guinea worm)
Lineage: Eukaryota; Metazoa; Nematoda; Chromadorea; Rhabditida; Dracunculidae
Source: the annotation of a GenBank genome assembly
AUGGCUCAAAACCAACUGAAAAAUCUGGAAUGCUUAAAAGAUAGCGUCUACACAAGGGAUGAAGUCGAAAGACAUGCCAAACACGAUGAUCUUUGGGUGAUCUAUAACAGAAAGGUCUAUAAUAUGACGCCAUUCUAUCCGUUUCACCCUGGUGGCGAUGCUAUGUUGAAAAAGGCAGGAAAGGAUGUCACUGUGGUAUUACAUACGAUUCCUGCCCAUGCAACUGCGUUUGCAACGAUCGAGAAACGGUUAGGAGAGAACUGCAUUGGAACAAUCAAGUAUUAA